This is a messenger RNA of Mauremys reevesii (Reeves's turtle), 3333 nucleotides long. RefSeq names its product centrobin, centriole duplication and spindle assembly protein (gene CNTROB). The transcript has 19 exons. Gene Ontology annotation, cellular component: centriole; centrosome. Lineage: Eukaryota; Metazoa; Chordata; Testudines; Geoemydidae. Gene Ontology annotation, biological process: mitotic cytokinetic process; centriole replication; centrosome separation. Bases 266 to 3088 code for a protein of 940 amino acids. The record is from RefSeq and is a predicted model, not a curated record.
GCCCCUUUGGGGGGAGGGGCUAAGGGAAUAAUGGGGGGAUGGGGAGACCCUGGUGGUGCUGGUGGCCGGGCUGGGUCCCCCCCUGACUGCUCUGUGCCCCCCUCAAUCCCCGCACCCCCAGGGUCCGUGCGGAGCCCCAGCCUGGAGCGCCCCCCGGCCGCUGUUGGCCUGGCGUGAGGGGCCCAGCCCCUCCCCCCACCUCGGGCAGGGGGACUCCCCAGGCCGGCAGUUCCCCAGUCCCUUCGGCGAGCACACGGCCCCCCCCAUGGCGGAGAAGGGCCCCUGCCCCGGGCUGGACGCCUCCCUGCGCAGCGAGGACCUGCUCAGCGACAUGGAGCCGCUGCCCCUCUCGGCCCCGGCCACGCCGGCCCAGCCCUUCGGCUCCGAGGUGACGGCCCAGCUCUACGCCUCCCUGCGCCGGAGCCGUCAGGCCGAGCUGGACGCCUGCUCCCAGCUGCGGCCGCCCGACCUGGCCGCCCUGGCCGAGGAGCUCAGCCGCACGCUCUCGGCCGGGGUGGAGGCUAGCGCCCGCAGGAAGGGCGGCGAGUCCCGGCAUGUGGCCGAGAUGGAGACCGUGAGGUCGCACCUGAGGACCAUGCUGCAGGAUUCCCGCGAGCUGCCCCCUGGUGACGGUGCCGGCCUGUCCGGGGGGCCCCCUAACCCCCUGCCCGAUUUCAGCGCCAGGCCCCUGCAGGAGCUGUCCCCGCCCGGCUCGGUGUGCGGCCUGGAGGAGCUGUUUCCCCGCUACGCCAGCCUGCGCCUGGGCACCCCCCCUGAGCCCGCGCCCGCCACGGAGCCCCUGCUGCUGAAGGAGGCGCUGGCCAAGGAGCGGGCCCGCCGGAAGCACUGUGAGCGGCACGUGCAGGGUCUGCAGAGCCGGGCCCUGGAGCUGCAGCAGCAGCUGGCCGCAGCCAUCUCCGCUGACAUGAAGAAGGACAGUAUGAUCGAGCAGCUGGACAAGACCCUGGCCAAGGUGGUGGAGGGCUGGAACCGGCAGGAGGCGGAGCGGACGGAGCUGCUGCGGGGGCUGCAGGCGGAGAAGGAGGCGGGGCAGCGGGCGCUGAGCGAGCAGCAGGAGAGGGCGGCGCAGCUGGAGGCGCGGCUGGAGCAGGCGCUGGAGGCCCUGAGCAGGGAGCAGCAGGCGGCGAGCCAGCAGCGGGAGGAGGCAGCAGCGCUGCAGGAGGAGAAGGCGGGGCUGCUGCGGAGCCUGGAGGCGGAGCGCCAGCGCGGGCGGGGGCUGCAGGCGGAGCGGGAGCACGGGCAGCGCCAGCUGGAGGCGCUGCGGGCCACGCUGGAGGAGCAGCAGGCGAGCUGGGCGCAGCGGGAGCGCCAGCUGGAGCAGCGCUGCCAGGCGCUGCAGGACGAGAGCGCCGGGCAGCUGGAGCGAGAGAAGGCAGCCGUGCAGCGGGAGGCCCAGCGCGCGGCGGACGCCCAGCAGGUCCUGGCCUCGGUGCAGGCCGACGCCCAGCGCCUGGAGAGCGAGCUGGAGGCAGUGCGGAGCGAGCGGGACGGGCUGCAGAUGGAGAUCAGCCUGGUGAAGGCGCGGUGCGAGGCCCAGAAGGCGAAGCUGGAGGCGGAGCUGAAGGUGGCGCUGGAGCAGCAGGUGACGGAGCGGCUGGCGCGGGUGCACGAGGACAGUUUGCGGCAGACGGGCGCCAUGCGGGAGCAGCACAGGAAGCAGCUGCUGGAGCUCAGCGGGCACCACGAGCGGGAGCUGGGCAGUCAGCUGGCGCAGUUCCGGGCCGAGCUGGCCGAGCGCGAGGAGCGUCAGCGGCGCCUGGCGGAGGACUAUGAGCUGAGGCUGGCCAGGCAGGAGGAGGCGGCGCGGGAGCUGCAGGCCGGGAAGUGGCGGCUGGAGGCCCAGCGAGCGGACAUGGUGGCCCGGCUCCAGGCCAUGAUGCAGUCGCACUGGAACGAGGCCCUGCGGGUGCUGACCGGCGAUUCCUCGUCUCAGUCCCCCGCCAAGGGCCCCCGCCAGCCUCCCGUCUCCGCCGCCGCCUCCCUCUCGGAGCCGGAGCGCCUGGCCCAGCCCCCCAGCCCCGCCCCGCCCGGGAAGCCGGAGCGCUGGCAGCAGGACCCCCGCGGCGGCGGCGGCGGCGCCGGGGACGGCGAGGGGGGGGGCUGGGCCUUCGCCCCAGCCGUGCCCCUGCAGCCCGUCACCCAGCGCAGCUCCCUGGCGCCGGCGCGGGGUCCCGAGCGCUUCCUGCCGCUGGCGCCGGGCGGGUGCGUCUCGGCCGAGCUGGCCCAGCUCCUGAACCAGAGUCUCCUGAGCCAGCCGGGCUUCCAGCCGCUGGAGCCGCAGCUCGACGACUCCGCCGGCCCAGGGCUGAGCUCGCACCCCCCUCCCCUGGCGGAGCACCCCUACCCCGAGGACGAGGGGGGGCCCAGCGACGGCGAGACCCCCCCAAACAGCAGCCUGGAGAGCGGGGGGCGGGUGCACCCGGAGCUGCAGUAUUACAUGUCGCUGCUGCUGGACCAGAUGCCGAGUGACGCCCCCAGGCAGGAGGGGCCGGGGGGUGAGAGUCCCCCCCGCCCCACGGGCCAGGCCCAGCCCCACACCCAGCCAGGCUCGGCCCGGGCCGACCCCCCCUCGCUGUGGGAGCCGCUCCGGCCCCACGGCCCCCCGCGCGCCCCCCCCACCGCCGCCGCCGUGCAGAAGACCAAGGUGCCGCUCGCCAGAGCCAGCUACGGGCAGCGGAACCUGGAGCCGCCGAGCCCCCCGCAGCGCCCAGCCGGGGGCGAGGGCGGUGUCCUGUCCCCCCGGCAGGUGGCCGAGGUCUCCCGCCUGCUGCGGCUGUACCAGGCCAAGGGCCGGGUGGCGCCCUCCUCCGAGGAGCUGCUCGCCUACCUGCGCUCCGGCGACGGCAGCGGGCCCGACGUGAAGGGCGACGGGGGCCACGUGAACCCGGCUGCCCGCAGGAACCUCGACCCCAGGCUGCCUGAGGCCGGCAGGAGAGAGGUGGGUCCCCCCCGGCGCCCGUCCGGCCCCCGGCCCGGCCCCGAGAAGACCCACGGCCCUGCCAAGGGCGGGCGGAAGGCGGCCCAGCUCAGCGCCCGGGCCAGCAAGGGGGGCAGCGUGUGGAGAUGAAGCGGGGUCCCCGUGGGGCGUCCUGAUGCCGGCACCCCCUGGGCACAGACCCACCCCCUCCGCUGCCCGAGGGGCCCCGUUCUCAGCCCCGGUUCGCAUGUUGCGUUGGUGCCAGGGUGGCCCAUGGGGCAGCAGGCCCGGGCUGCCCCCCCUCGGCACCGUGUUGCGUUGCUCUAAGUUAUUGCCCCCGCGUGGGGGCGCUGUUGGUUAUUUUUCUAAAUAAAGAAGAGUUGGGUUUUGCAGCA